UUUCAAUCUAUACAAGCUUUUGCUUCUUCUUUUCCAAGUCUCAUAACUUGUAAUUUCUAUUUGUGAUCUAAAAUGGCAAAUGGAGAUUCAAUCUCAAUUGAAGUUCAAGAGGCUAAAGCAGCUGCUAAGCUAGAGAAAGUACCAAUGUUAGCUUAUCAAAAGAAUGAGAAGAAAGGAUGGAAGAGAGGCAUUGCCAUAACCGAUUUUGUUCUGAGGCUCGGCGCCUUAGCAGCUGCUCUAGGCGCAGCCACCACCAUGGGGAUGAGCGAUGAAACUCUUCCUUUCUUCACUCAAUUCUUCCAGUUUGAAGCAAGUUAUGAUGACAUGCCUGCCUUUAUGUUUUUUGUGAUUGCAAUGGCAUUAGUAGGAGGCUACCUAGUCUUGUCUCUUCCUUUCUCAAUUGUAACCAUUGUUAGACCCCAUGCUGUUGGACCAAGGCUUUUGUUAAUUAUUACAGACACAUUGGCACUUACUUUGAGCGCUUCCGCUGGCGCUGCAGCCACCGCCAUAGUUUACUUGGCUCACAACGGCAAUGCUAGCGCGAACUGGCUGGCGGUCUGCAAUCAGUUCACCGAUUUCUGCCAGGGAGUCAGUGGCGCUGUUGUGUCCUCCUUUGUUGCGGUUGCUUUCAUAAUGAUCUUGGUUGUGCUUUCUGCUUGUGCCCUCCGGAGAACUUGAUAAGCUGCAAGAACUAUUACUGUUCUCUUAAAGUUUUAAAGAAUUUGAUCUUUGUUUGUGGUUUUUUUUUUCUUUUCUUUUGUGAUUGGAUUAAGCACCUUAUUGUGCUGGCUAGGUUGAUAGAAAAAAGCAAGUAUCAAUCUGCAAUUGUUUGGACAUUGUAUUGAAAAUUAUUGUUAAAUUUAUGUAUAAAAGAAAUCUUAGUUUGUGUACUUGAAAAGAUUCCACUUUGAUCUCAUUUUGGAUUUGCAUGAAGAUGGUAAAGCAAUAUUAGC
Humulus lupulus (European hop) is the source of this 953-nucleotide messenger RNA. RefSeq names its product casparian strip membrane protein 1-like. Bases 73 to 678 code for a protein of 201 amino acids. The record is from RefSeq and is a predicted model, not a curated record. Lineage: Eukaryota; Viridiplantae; Streptophyta; Magnoliopsida; Rosales; Cannabaceae. The transcript is spliced from 3 exons.